AUUGGGCUUUGUUGUGCGUUUGCUUUAGGGCUUUGGUUUUUUCUAAGCCGUGCUUCGCAUCGAACACCGUAAUUUCUAUGAUUUGAUGGCGAGACCAGAACUUGAUCAAAAAUUGGGAACAAAUUCACACAAUUAGAUUGUUUAGCAGACCAUUGAAGAUGCUCUAAAAGCUCUCUCAUAUAUGGAUUUACUCUGCAACGCCUACUCAACUGCUUCAGACGAUGACGACGAGCCCCAACAUCUGGCUCCAUCGAAGCGACCCAGACCCGAGCCUCCUCGUUCCCACACUAAACCCUUGUCCGUAACGGAGCCUCCGAUUCCUGGCAGAUACAUUUCGAAGAGAGAGCGUGCAGCCUUGGCUUCAGCUUCAGCUUCGGUUUCUAGGGCUUCUGACCCAAGCCCGCCUUCUUCAGUGGCCACAAUGCCUGUUGUCGGGAGCAUUUUGGAUUCAGAUCUAUCGCAUGAUAUUUUGUCCUCGUUGAGGCAUCAAACAAAGGGCCGUGCAGGGGUAGGCAAAUUGUCUGAAAGGCUGUCUGUAGCUCUUAAUGGUCAUUCAAAGGCUGUCAACGUUGUACAGUGGUCAACAAGUCAUGCCCAUCUUCUUGCAUCUGCUGGGAUGGAUCAUACCAUCUGCAUUUGGAAUGUGUGGAGCAGAGAUCAAAAGAAAGCACAUGUAUUGAACUAUCACAAUGCGGCAGUUAAAGAUGUGAAGUGGUCACCGCAGGGACUGUUUGUGCUUUCUUGUGGAUACGACUGCUCAUCGAGGCUAAUUGAUGUUGAAAGCGGUUUAGAGACUCAGGUUUUCAAGGAGGACCAAGUUGUUGGAGUCAUAAAAUUUCAUCCAAACAACUCCAACCUCUUCCUUUCUGGAGGGUCGAAGGGCUUCCUUAGAUUAUGGGAUAUUAGAGUCGGGAAAGUAGUACAUGAGUAUAUUCGAGGUCUAGGUCCAGUUCUUGACAUUGAAUUCACCAUUGAUGCCAAGCAGUUCAUUUCUUCAAGCGAUAUAUCCAAAGGCAACAUAAGUGAGAAUUCAAUAAUUGUUUGGGAUAUCUCACGACAAGUUCCCCUGUCUAAUCAGGUUUAUGUGGAAGCGUAUACAUGUCCCUGUAUUAGGUGCCACCCAUUUGAUUCUUAUUUUGUUGCACAGUCAAAUGGGAAUUAUAUUGCUAUAUUCUCAUCCAAACCCCCUUUCAAGCUUGACAAAUACAAGAGGUAUGAAGGCCACGGGGUUUCCGGCUUCCCUAUCAAGUGUAAUUUCAGCUCGGAUGGAGAGAUGCUCGUGUCAGGCUCCUCUGAUGGAUGUAUUUACUUCUACAAUUCUAGAUCCACCGAGCUCAUAAAAAAAAUCAAGGCAUACGAGCAGGCAUGCAUUGAUGUUGCUUUCCAUCCCACCAUGCCUAACGUUGUUGCUUCAUGCAGUUGGAGUGGAGAUGUUUCGGUGUUUGAAUGAGAUGAUGCUCGUUUGUUUUCAUAUCUAGGGUUUCUACUUAUCCGAAUACAUGAUCACUAUCCUGAUGAUUCUGGACUCAUCGAUGCCUUUUAACAUGCCGGUGAUCAUGGUGGGGUUUUAUGUUCUUGCUCAUGAUUGGAUAUCCUUUUUUCUAAACUAUAUCUGAAAGAAAUAAAGUUAAUGGAGUCAUUGUCUCUCUGGAAACACCCUCAAAUUGCAGGGGUCCUCAUCGAACAAGAAACGAAUUUGCAAUUUGCCUCAUUAAAUGCUUUGGUGGAAAUAUCUAUCAAUUUCUUGAAGGUGUCCAACUAGUUGUAUGAUCAUGGGAGGACCCAUUGUGUUUGGUUUUUUUUUCUCUUUUGAGCAUACAUGUUCUUUUAAUGCUGAGAAUGAAACAUGAAAGGGGGAAAGUGGACUUAAUCCGCUUUUAGUUAUACGAUUGUGUCUUGAAAUUUUUAUAUUUCGAGAUUUUAUGACA
Molecule: messenger RNA, 1928 nt
Organism: Camellia sinensis
Lineage: Eukaryota; Viridiplantae; Streptophyta; Magnoliopsida; Ericales; Theaceae
Product: Transducin/WD40 repeat-like superfamily protein
Molecular function (GO): protein binding
Source: RefSeq, a predicted model, not a curated record